Lingula anatina is the source of this 696-nucleotide messenger RNA. RefSeq lists its product as uncharacterized. Gene Ontology annotation, molecular function: catalytic activity. The record is from RefSeq and is a predicted model, not a curated record. NCBI's taxonomy places the organism in Eukaryota, Metazoa, Brachiopoda, Lingulata, Lingulida, Lingulidae.
AUGGCAUCUAUAGGCAAGAGAGGUGACACAAGAAUAGUAAAAUUCUUUGAAAAAAUCAGAUAUUUUCACUGUAACAGAUACGAAACGCGUAAAGCAAAGUUUAUUGAAAUAAUAGAAAAUGGUUCUCUUCCGGGAGAUGUCGUCUGCUUGCAAGAGGUUUGGGAAGCAGACGAUCUUAGAGAAAUAAUCUCCAAGACACAGGCAGAUUUUCCAUUUUCCGUCAGCGCCCUGCAUCAGACUAUAGACGGCGACACUGUCUUCCCCACUGCUAAUCCUUUAGUACCUGCUUGUACCCUUGCUGAGGUGAAUGCAGUAUCCCAGUGUUUUUUGAACAAUUGUGUCGCGAACAAUGCGCCAGACAAGUUUUUGUGUUUCGUUGGGAACUGCACAGCAGAGUACCAGGCGCUCUCCCAGGUCUGUUUAGCUUGCCUUUUGGCACGGCAAACUCAAAAUGUUAAAGAAUUGCUGAAUGCUUUCAGUCGAACUGAGCUUUGUGCUACAACCCCUUACGAGAUGACCUAUGGCCUAGUGAUACUCAGCAAACGACCGAUAGAUGACACUAGUUUCGUAGACUACCACGAUGGAUAUUCAGUGAGUGUGCCGCGCGGGUAUCUUCGCGCCAAGGUUGGUGGUGUCCACGUGUUCUGUACUCACACAACCCCUGUUCUGACGGAUAUUUACUUAGAUGGUAAGUAG